Oncorhynchus gorbuscha (pink salmon) is the source of this 3176-nucleotide messenger RNA. Its product is annotated as syndecan-3-like. The record is from RefSeq and is a predicted model, not a curated record. Gene Ontology annotation, biological process: cell migration. The coding region runs from base 357 to 1646 and encodes 429 amino acids. The transcript has 5 exons. Lineage: Eukaryota; Metazoa; Chordata; Actinopteri; Salmoniformes; Salmonidae. Gene Ontology annotation, cellular component: cell surface; membrane.
CUUAAUAAGGAACAUCCUGCUUUCGACAGAGAGGGGGAGGAUAGAGCGGAGGUCUGGCAUCUCCCGGUAGUAGGCUAUAUCUACCAGGUCUUGAACACUACAGGGUCCAACAGAGGGUGACAAAAUAAUAGAAAGAAAAGGGCUUCCGUCGUAGGAAGAAGGAAUCUCCACUCGUUUUAUGCCUGGUACCAUUACCGGAGAAGGACACACGCCGGUUUAGUGUUUUACCGAUACGGAUUAAUAACACGCCAGACGGAUGUUCGCGAGGAGGGGCGGUGCACUCUGAAGUUAGAGACUACUGCCUACCGAGAGAAGCGCUUGUUCCCCCGUGAAGGUUCGCGCCCCCCAGCCACAACAUGAAGCUGCCGCGGUGUCUGAUGACGAUCCUCGCGGCGCUGCUCGCUCACUCCGCGCUGGGUCAGACCUGGGUUCCGUCUAUAGAUCUAGAAGGUUCUUCUGGAGAUGAGUUCUAUGAUGAUGAAGACCUCUUCUCAGGCUCUGGAUCUGGCUUUCCAGAGAUGAAGGUCAACCCUACAGCGGUGGGUGUGUCUUUCAGCACUGAGGAGCCCCUUCCCCUUUCCACCACCCAGGCUACUGGCCCCGCCCCCUCAGCCCCACCUGCAGCCGAGCCCAAUCCCAACCCCGACGCUCUCCCCACCCCACUACCCACUGAGGGAGAGGGGGAGAGUGGGAUAGAGUGGGAGAGAGGGAGGGAGAGGGAAAGAGAGAGAGUAAGGGAGAUGGAGCGGGAGAGGGAUAGAGAGAGGGAGAGAGAAAAGGAGAGGGAGAGAGAAAAGGAGAGGGAGAGAGAAAGAGAGAGAGAGAGGCAACGGGAAAUAGAGAGGGAACGAGAAAGAGAACGUGAAAGAGCGAGAGCCGCCCAGACCACCAUCUCACCCCGUGGCCCGGCGGCUGUUCCCAUGGCGACCACCAGCACAGCGACGCCUCUGGCGGAGAGUGUAGCACCCUCUAGUGGCGUGCAGGACCUGAUCACCACAGAAGAAGAGGACGAGGAUGUCUACCUGUCCCCAGACCCCACCACCAGUAUGCCUAUGGAGACCACCACGGAAGAAGAAGAAGAGGAAGAAGUGACCACUACAGAUACAGAGACCACACCCCUCCCAAAGACAACAGCUCCACCCACUACGAUUGGCCCAGCCCUAACUGAGAGGUCUAGCUCCACCCCCUUUAGGCCCAGUGUUCUGGUGACCACGCCUAUUAAAGCCGCACCCACAGAGAGGAGCACACGCCCACAGCAGCCUUCUACGACAAUGAAUAAUGAAUUAGGGGUUAAUGGACCCAGUGGAGACUUUGAGAUCCGGGAGGAGGACCGUCGCCAGGGCAACGAGGUUGUUGGUCGUGGCCUUGGCAUGGAGACUGGGGCAGAACCUGAUCUGAUUGGCAACACAAUUAACACAGGAAGUUCUGCCGCUCAACUUCCUCAGAAGAACAUCUUGGAGAGGAAGGAGGUUCUGAUAGCGGUGAUAGUGGGGGGCGUGGUGGGGGCCCUGUUUGCAGCGUUCCUGGUCAUGCUGCUGGUGUACAGGAUGAAGAAGAAAGAUGAAGGCAGCUACACACUGGAGGAACCCAAGCAAGCCACCGUCACCUACCAGAAAGCUGACAAACAGGAGGAGUUCUACGCAUAACACACACACACACAGAGAGAUGCUUAUCACUCCAGCUCCCUUCCUGUCCUGUCGCUUCCCAUCUCCUUCCCAUCUUUCUCCCGUAUCUUCCUCCCUCUCUUCUCUCCUAUGUUCCUGUCCUCCAUGUCAGUUGUUACUGAGAGUGCCCGUCUCUCCACGGACUCAAACAUUUCUUUAAAAAAAUAUAAAUACACUUUUAAAAAAAUAACAAAAUAAAUAUAUCAGCUGGAAAAAAAUAUAUAAAAAUGUGACACAAUAUUUCUUUUUUUAAGUAAAUGUUGUUAUUGAUAUUAUAUGAUUAUUGUUCUGAUGAUGUAAUGAACGGAUUCUUUUGUAAAAACACAAGCUCUUAUCCGGUGUUCUAGCACAAUACUCUAGUGUCUGUUCCACGGAGCGAAUGAGCCAAGUGAAAGAGGGAUGGGGGAGAAGGGACAGAGACAGAGGAGGAAAGAGUGUCAUCUGAUUGGCCACACAGACACUGGGGUCAAAGGUUAGAGGAAAGGUCUCUAUUGUAGUGCCUUCCAUUGCCCUGGUGCUCUCUCUCUCUCACACACACACACACACACACACACACACACACACACACACACACACACACACACACACACACACGGCUUGGACCCCUCUCUCUGUGCUUGGCCAAUCAGAGUAGGGGAACCCUCCCACAACGCUCUGACAACCUCAGGACAACCUUGUGGCAGCAUUCACUGGUAGUUAGCAAGGGAUUCUAACCAGGGAUAUAGUGUUAAAUAAAAUGGUGGGUAAACAAACCGCUGGGGUAACAUAAACAUUAGCUAAUGCUAAAAACACUACCUGAUGGUAGUAGUUGUGUAAACACUGUUCACCAAGUGAAGGGGUGUUUAAACAACAGAUUACGAGUGUUUACCCUCCUCAACAUCCCUGGGUUGUAUUCAUUAGGCACCAAACAAAGAAAACGGACUGAAACAGAGGACUACCUGGUCUAAUAAGAAAUGCACAUUUCCGUAUUCCAUUGCAAAAUGUUUUACAACGUUUUCCAUUGUGUGUCAAUGAAUACGACCCUGGUGCUGAAUGCUAACACAGGGCUAGCGGCCUGGUUUGCUCCUUUACGCUGUACAAAGGUGAUUAGUUCUAUGGAUAGUAAUAAUAACCAAUAAUAUAUCAAUGUUCUGGACUGGUUGGUAAAUAAUAGUAAUAAUGAAAAUAAUACUCGAAUGAACGAAAGGAUGUGUAUUUAGCGGUUUCAAAAGUUUAUAUGUAAAUAUCAUUGGUUGAAAUACUUUUUCUGUCGUUGCCACUAACCAGUCGCAUGAUCACCAUUUCUAUAUCACGUCAAUCUGUGGAGCUGUGCUCUCAACACACACACACCACACACACUCACAAGUACGCACUCACACACUUAAGCAAAUAUACACACGCCGUACAUGCAAGCAUGCGCUCACAAGCUCAAACACACACACACAAAUAUAUCACUUGCGCUUCAUUGACUAAAUAUAUAUAUAUAUAUAUAUAUAUAUAAAUCAUAUCACUCACUCAACAUAUUAUCAUUAU